GCACCAGCUGUUCUCGGUGCCGCCGACAGGUCGACCGGUGAUGAAACUGCCUUCAAUCUCAGACAUCUGGGAAUUUGAGUGGCGGAAAGCUGUGGAACUUUUGGCUGCGACGCGAGUCGGGGGACGAAUAUGCGACGAGUCAUGUUUUGGGAUGACCGUCUACAUGGCUUAUAGGAUGAACAACUUGCUUGGCUAACCAGGUAAGGAAACCGCCUAUAUGGCUUAUAAGAUGUACAACUUGGCUAACCAGGUAAAGACUCUGACCUCCAAAGAAGAUGAGACAAGCGAGGAUGAUAAAUUGAAGCAAACUUCAAAGAAAAAAGUGUACCAUGGUAGCAAUAAGAACAAUACUGUUACUAUGGAAAAAGGACAUCUUGGGUUUGUUAAAGUUGACAUAGAUGGAUUGUCAAUUGGGAGGAAAGUGGAUCUAAAUGCUUCUUCUAUAUAUGCGACUUUAGCCCAAGCACGGGAGGACAUGUUCGCUAAUCCAACCACAGGCAUCACUUCCAUUCGUUCAAGUGGAGAGAGUAAGCAAUCAAGAAAGGCUACCAAGCUUUUAAAUGGAUCAUCCGAAUUUGUGCUUACUUAUGAAGAUAAGGAGGGGGACUUGAUGCUUGUACGAGAUGUUCCUUGGGAGUAUGCACCUUUCAUUUUGUUUUAAAUGAUUAUACUAGUGCAAUAUAUUUAUACUUAUGUAUAUAUGUUAUUGUGAAUGAGUCUUUGUGUGUAUAUAUGCACAUAUUUAUGACUGUUGUUCGUAUAUGCACUACUAAGCCCUAAAUGGCAUCCCAUCAAAUGACAAGACUAGCCUUGUGGAAGAGUAGUUGGUCUAUUUCGAGCAACAUUUUAAGUUGUAGGAGCAGUAGCUCCACUACUAGUAACGUAAUAUUAAACAUUUUGGACCAUGCUUUUAAGGCAUGUUUCAUUCAA
Molecule: messenger RNA, 930 nt
Organism: Malania oleifera
Lineage: Eukaryota; Viridiplantae; Streptophyta; Magnoliopsida; Santalales; Ximeniaceae
Product: auxin-responsive protein IAA13-like
Exons: 3
Coding region: 218-661 (147 amino acids)
Biological process (GO): regulation of DNA-templated transcription
Cellular component (GO): nucleus
Molecular function (GO): protein binding
Source: RefSeq, a predicted model, not a curated record